GAUUUCCACCACUAUUACUACUAUCACUAUCGAGCUGAAAAUGGCUGAAAACAUUGGCCAUUGGUAUAAUACAUAAUCCGUUGAGGGGGUGACUCGGAGGAAUUUAUUGGGCAUAGUUUGGAUCGCAUUCCCGCAUGCGGCCGCGGCGUACCGAUACUAAAGACGGUAUAUCACUGAUACAUAGAAGAUGCUCCGAAGGUUCUGCACAUCCAAAGUAAAUCACAGCUGCCACAAGCAGAAAAACACCCCCAGAUAUUAUCCCGCGCUUCUACUUGGAUCAAAAUGUUUCUGCAUGCAAGGGUGAAGGAUAGAACGGCGAAGAAGGUUUUGGCAGAUUUUGACACCGCAGGGCGACGUGAAUAAUUUUUAAAAUGAAAGAACCCUGAACGACUUCCUGCAAUCGCAGGAAAUUCAACGCCGCGCCGCCCGAGAAAAUUGCGGGCACCAGGACGUGACUCGACCUACCGUGCAGAUUUAAAAUGGCAAGCCCGACAGCGACGGAGGCCACAUCCGAUUCCAUCUGGACAACUGCAACGUACAGUACGAAUAAUUUCAUCCCAACCAGCGCCAAAAAUCCCGCCAUUUCAUACACGCCUCUUUGGACGGAUUUGCUGCAGGCUGCUGUAUUCUCCGUGCUCAUUUUUGUCACCAUUGUGGGAAACACUCUGGUUAUUGCUGCCGUGAUUACGACGAGACGUCUUAGGUCGGUUACAAAUUGUUUCGUAUCCAGCUUGGCAGCUGCAGACCUCUUAGUUGGAUUAGCAGUGAUGCCGCCGGCUGUAUUGCUGCAGCUCAACGGAGGAUACUGGGAAUUGGGAGAAAUCCUCUGCUAUUCAUGGGUCUCGCUGGACGUCCUUCUGUGCACCGCGAGCAUUCUUUCCCUGUGCGCCAUAUCGAUCGACCGGUACCUGGCAGUAACACAGCCGCUGGUAUACAGCAGGCGUCGAAGAAGCAAACGUCUCGCCGGCUCGAUGAUCAUCGUCGUCUGGUUAAUUGCCGGCGCUAUAGCAAGCCUUCCGAUGCUUGGAUGCUUCCCCAACUCCCACAGUAUGGAUGAAAAAAUAUGCUCCUACAACACGGACACCUCUUACGUUAUAUUCUCCGCAAUGGGUUCCUUCUUUCUUCCGAUGCUAGUCAUGCUCUACGUUUACGCCAGGAUAUCCUGCGUCAUUGCCAGACGCCACAGACACCUCGAAACUACCAGCUCGGAACCCUUAAAUCGACGAACUGCUAAUCAGAAAGAGCGUUCGCGGAGUGUGAAAUCGAAGAGAUCGGACUGCUCUACGCCCCUCGAGAGUGGUGGCAUCCCUUUUGAUCAGAUAGCCGACGAAGGAGAGGCUGAGCAGCACUCCGGGAAAAGGAUGACCUUCAGGACCCAUCAGCAGAGCUGCAUCAACAGGGUGGCAAGAGAGACGAAAACUGCCGGGACAUUGGCGGUUGUUGUGGGUGGUUUUGUCGCCUGCUGGCUUCCAUUUUUCAUUCUCUACCUUGCUACCCCAUUCAUGCCCACUAAUCCACCCAGCACCCUUAUGCCGGCGCUUACAUGGUUAGGUUGGAUCAACUCAGCGAUAAAUCCAUUCAUCUACGCCUUCUACUCGGCCGACUUUAGACUGGCAUUCUGGCGUUUGACUUGCCAGAAGUUGUGCAGAGGAAGAGCCGGACCAAUGGUUCAACGCGUUGUAAAACCACCACCUGGUUUUACGAGGAACGAAGCUUCGAGAACAUAAAGUCGACGAUGCGUGACGCGGACAAAGUGCAGGACAGGUCAAUCUGGUUUGGGGUGAAAUUAAUAGUGUGACCUGAUAUAUGGGUGUGCGGUUUGUGCGCGAUGGGAAUAGUGAAGGUGCCGCACAGUAGGUACCUACUGUCAUCAAUUACUUUGACGUUCACGCGCUCUCUCAUCGAUAAAAGAAAAGUAAAAGUGGAACAUCGAUGUGUGUACAUCCGUGCGGUUUGAGAAAUCGCAGGACGUAGAUGAUCCAUAAAACGUCCGUAAGAAGUAUUGAAAAAUGUUCCCUCGUGUCGAAAGGGCGUCAACGACAUUAAUUUUCAUCGUGACGGUGCGAAAAGUCUCCUGCACACCCUGAAAUGAAAAAAUAAUUUGAAAAGUAUUACCCCUGGUCUGUAACAGCAGCUUCCAAAGGAUUCAAAACUUUGAUUCAUGAUCAGUAAGGAAAUGAAACGCG
Molecule: messenger RNA, 2186 nt
Organism: Diprion similis
Lineage: Eukaryota; Metazoa; Arthropoda; Insecta; Hymenoptera; Diprionidae
Product: tyramine receptor 1-like
Exons: 7
Coding region: 480-1727 (415 amino acids)
Biological process (GO): adenylate cyclase-activating adrenergic receptor signaling pathway
Cellular component (GO): membrane
Molecular function (GO): G protein-coupled receptor activity
Source: RefSeq, a predicted model, not a curated record